Actinia tenebrosa (Australian red waratah sea anemone) is the source of this 4004-nucleotide messenger RNA. Its product is annotated as tolloid-like protein 1. The record is from RefSeq and is a predicted model, not a curated record. Lineage: Eukaryota; Metazoa; Cnidaria; Anthozoa; Actiniaria; Actiniidae.
UUGAGUAUUUGAUUUGAACGUGUUAUGAUAGACUGUAUAUUUGUUAUAGUCUUCCUUAGGUAAUUUUCCAAGGCUUUACAUGUAAACUAGAUUAUUACUAGUAACUAAAUGAUAUGUUGGCUUAAAUCUCGUUCAGUUGGUAUUCCAAGAAAUCGAUCAAACUAUGCCAAAUGUCAAACUACAUACCCCGUGUAGUUUGCAUGUUUCUGUUUCAAGGGUUUUUGAUCAAUUGUAAUCAAGGAUGCAGUACUGGUCAAUAUCCUUGUAUAUUAAAUGGUACAGAAGGACGCAUCGCCAGUCCAGGGCAUCCAUCAUACUACCCAAACAAUGCCAAUAUAUCAUGGUCAAUUCAAGUCCCUCAUGGCUACUCUAUCAAGCUUGAAUUUAGUGACAACUUUAAAAUUGGGCUGGAGACAAACUGUCGAUCUGAUUACUUAGUCAUAUAUGAUGGCUUUACCACAGGAAGCCCAGUAAUGGGAAAUUAUUGUGGCUCAGAUAAACCACCUAGUUUAUACUCAUCUGGGCCAACUUUAUUGGUUGCCUUCAUUUCUGAUAAUGAAUAUCAAUCUUCUGGAUUUUCUGCUAAUUACACAGCGAUAAAACCAGGUACAACAUGCUCCGCACUACAAACACAAGAAGAAAAUGCAAACCUUAUCCUAAGAGACGCUUCAGGGAAUAUUUUCGCUCAUUUUAACAAUUCAUAUAAUUAUAACAUAAAACCUCUUCGAUGUUUAUGGAGGCUGCGAGCACCGCCAGGCUAUGGGAUCAAGAUAGCUAUCAACGCUUUAAAACUUGAUAAAAAUACUAGUUGUUUGCAAAGUAAUUUCAAUGUAUAUAAGGGAUAUUUUGUACAAGAAGACAAGCUGGUCUCGAGAUAUUGUAAAAUUGAAAAUCCAGCCAAAAUAUAUUUACCCGAUAGAACUGCAGUUUUAAGAGUUCAAAUAAAUCAACUGUCUUCGUGGAUUGGAAGCGAGGCAUUUGCUAUUAAAUAUGAAUUCCUCAAAAAAGAUAUAAAUAAGUGCUCUACACUAAACAGCGAACAAGAAAACAGCAACAUUAUUUUAACCAGGAAUAAUGGCAGUUUUACAAUACAUACGGAAAACGGUGAUCCUGACCAAGGUCUUCAGUGCCUAUGGAAAAUCAAACCACCGAAUGGUCAUCAAGUUAGACUGAGUUUUACGAAGUUUCUUCUUGAGAGCGACUGUCGGGAUUCCUUCGUAGAGAUUUUUGAUGGAGAAAAUAGUGAAGGAAACGGAAAGUUCUGUGGUUCGGUUCCUCCGUGGGUGAUGUUUUCCACCGGGGGAUAUCUCGUGGUCAAGUUUGUUGCGCGGUCUAGUAAUAUGAGAAAUCUUUCAAGAUUGAGUAUCGUUGGCGUUUAUGAGGCUGUGACGUAUGCAAAAGGAACAUGUUCAACGAUAAACACCAAACAAAUGAAUUCAAACAUCCAACUUAAUGACAAAAAAGGCGUCAUAAUGACUCCCAACUAUCCUUCAAAGUAUCCAUCAGACUUUAAGUGCGUUUGGAUUAUAACAGUGCCUUCUGGAUAUCGUAUUAGACUUCACUUUGUCGCGUUUAACGUCGAAAAUCAUGGCUGUGUUUAUGACUUCGUUGAGGUUCGUGAUGGCGACAAUAGUUCAAGUCCAUUGAAGACGCAAGAAAACUUAUGUGGCAUCACAAUACCUUAUGAUAUUUACUCCACGUCGAAUAACAUGUGGAUGAUGUUUGUGUCUGAUUAUUCAGAGCAGAUGACUGGGUUCCAGGCUUUCUACAGCGCCGUAACCCCUGAACCAUGGAGGUGUUCCCCAGUAAACACCGACCAAGAAAACAAUAUCCUCAUUAAAGACACACCAGGCGUGCUCACCACUCCAAACUACCCCCACCCCUACCCCCCUAACCUCAAAUGCACCUGGCACAUCACAGUACCAAGUUCACUUAGGAUCCAAGUUCACUUUCACGACUUCCAGCUCUAUUCCUCUUGUAGUUUCGAGUUUGUGGAAGGGUUUGAUGGCAAAGAUAUCUCAGACCAAAGUCUUGGCCGAUAUUGUGGAAGCAAUUUGCCUUUUGACAUGUUUUCAACUGGGAAUGCUAUCACGUUGGUUUUUCAAAGUAGCACCUUUGCAGGGUGUAGAGGAUUCAAGUUGUCUCACUUCAUUCUUGAGCUUGGUCCAGGAAUAUGUUCAAAAGGAAAUCCUCAUGAUCUCAAUGACAAUUUAGUCGUCAAUAGCACUAGAGGGAAUAUCACCAGCCCUAAUUAUCCUCUGCCCUACACACGUGGAAUGCAGUGCACAUGGCAUGUAAGAGCUCCGAUAGGCUAUCACGUGGAGCUAAAUUUUACAUCGAUACAUUUCCCACUUCCUUGUGCUCAAGACUAUAUAGAGGUCCGUGAUGGAGGUUCUUCGAAUAGUCCAUUCAAGGGACGGUUUUGUAAUGUGCAAAGCGCUUCUAGGAUCUAUUCAAGUGGUAGGGAAUUGUGGCUGAGGUUUAUUUCACAGCACACGACCAGUGAAGCGUACAAAGGAUUUUAUGUCACAUAUAGAAUGAUCAAAGCUGGUAACUGCUCUAGGGAUUUCGACCAAUCAUGGAACACUAACCUGAAUUUUGGCGAGAGCAUGUCAGGUAGUCUAACAAGUCCCGGAUAUCCAGCUCCGUUUCCUCCUGACAUCAAAUGCACUUGGAAAAUCACCGUUCAUUAUGGCUACCAAGUGCAACUGAUAUUCAACCGCAUUUCCCUACUAGAGCCCUGUACAUCUGGUUAUGUCGAAGUUAGAGAUGGAUACUAUUCCUUUAGUAAAAGCCUCGGCAAGUUUUGUAAGACUGAAGUGUCGUCUGUCAGGUUUCGGUCGACUGACAGACGACUGUUCGUGCACUUUGAGUCGGGAAACACUUCCAUGCUUGGUCAAGGAUUCGAUGCAAGUUUUUCUGCCAUGAUAAAAGGAACAACAAGCUCUGGUUCUCUUGCAGCUGGAGCAAUAACUAUAUCCCUAAUCGUAUUCGCUGGCUUUAUCUUGAUUACACUAGCAAUUAUUUUCACGUAUUGGCUGUUAAAAAAGAGAUAUCGUCGACGGCCAAACUCUCGUCCACGUGAUCACGACCUAGCGGUCAUCCCUCCAAUGCGCGUCCCUCCGCUGGACGAUAUUCCUGAUUGCUUAAUCGCGGAGGAUCGUCCUCCUCCAUAUGCCGAGGCGGUAAACCAGGAUGACGAAGAACAGUCGCCAGCGAGAGACGUUGGACGGAGAAAUAGUGGUUGUACAGAGGAGACUGUUGAAGAACGGUCAAUAGAGGCGGAGAGGGGGCUGGAUAAUGAAGGAUUUACGAAUGACCCACCGACAUACGAGUCUCUUUAUGGCGUCGACCCAACUUGACGAAUACUUUCCUGAUAAGAGACCUGAGGUUUAGAUUUAGAAAAUAGCAAAUAACUGAAAUACAUCAGUGUGGAUGCCGCAGAAGCUUCUCUGACAUCAAAGAAGAAAGCCCUUUCUCCUUUAGCGGACGUUUUUCUCCGACGACCUUUUCUAGUAACACGAGAGCCUACUAUCAAGCUUUCAGAGGAUCGACUCCUUUGACAGAAAUAGUAGAGCCGUUCUCCUUAAAGACAAUUAAAAWAAUAAUAAAACAAAACAGAAAUAAUGUAAUGAAUUCUCUAUUUAGGUAGAAAUUGUUAAUAGCGUUAAAAGGCCGACUUAUCGUCUGUAUUACCCCAUAUGUUAUGGCCGAAACUAGGGCAAGAUCAUAUAGCUUGAUAUAAACUCGGCCAUCUUGCGCCCCCAAUUAUAACCAAACCGUAUACCCCAAUCUUGCGUGGAAAUUCAGAAGCGUUGAUCAACCACACUAUUUGUCCUAAUGUAUUAGUCCCAUCGGUUUUUUACUGAAAAACUUCUGUCCGUCUGCUCCUCUCCAAAUUUGAUUUCAUACAUACCCCAUAUUGUACAGUUCACAAACAAAUUAUUUAUAAAUAUUUGCAGGCCAACAAAUAGUGGAACAAAUAAACCUAUUAUUUUACUGUA